Molecule: messenger RNA, 516 nt
Organism: Capronia coronata CBS 617.96
Lineage: Eukaryota; Fungi; Ascomycota; Eurotiomycetes; Chaetothyriales; Herpotrichiellaceae
Exons: 1
Coding region: 1-516 (171 amino acids)
Source: RefSeq, a predicted model, not a curated record
AUGGAUCAGAGUCUGGUCGAAGCAUGGACGGUCGCGCAGAAUUCUUGUUCUAUGAUCAAUCUCGCCGAGGAAACCCGAAGAAACCUUGCCCCGGAACUUCUUUACGAUACCAUGGCUUCGGUCAUGUAUCACCUUCUCCAUAUGAACUUUGAUCCCGGUUCGAUCGACGAAGCGGUACGACUCGGUCUUUUGGGUAUGAGCUAUCAUGCUUUUGUACAUUGGCAAGAUGUGAGGUUGCCGCACGUUUAUUUUCCUUCCGUCUACAAAAACUGCCUGUUAGACCCAAGACUUGUGGAUGAGGCACCCUCUCAGGUCAUGCUCUGGCUGCUGAUGCUUGGAGCCGUUUCAGCAUUUACGGCAUCAGACUACCCAUGGCUGAAGGAUUGCUUGCGAAAACACAUCAACAUAUGUCAAGUGCAGACGUGGAACGAGAUGCGGGAAGUCUUGAAAUCGCUCAUGUGGAUUGGCCUAUUACACGAUAAACCGGGGAAGGAGAUGUUUGAAUCCGUCUUAUAA